ACCAUCCUCACUGGCGUCGUUGCGGCGCCGAGGAAGCAACGUGCUCGAAAUCGCAGUUUUUAAGAUCCGAGAGGCACAAGAGCUAGAGCUACUGAAACUGAGUUGCUCGCCCAGAAUUCGUGUGCUUAUAAUCUUCAAUCGGGAAAAAGAGGGAAUUUGAUGGAAGAAACGAAUAAGAGAAGCGCGAGGGUGUGUAUGCUGUUGAUCUGCUUGUUGCUGAGCUUUUUAGGUAGGAUUGAAUCGUUGUCUGUGACCGUAAACGACGUUGAGUGCGUGUAUGAGUAUGUGCUCUACGAGGGUGACACGGUUACUGGGAACUUUGUUGUCGUCGAUCAUGACAUUUUCUGGAGCUCCGAUCAUCCCGGCAUCGACUUGACGGUGACAUCUCCUGGAGGUAACAUAGUCCACACUAUCAAAGGAACCUCUGGCGACAAGUUUGAUUUUAAAGCCCCACGAAGUGGAAUGUAUAAAUUCUGCUUUCAUAACCCUCAUUCCACACCUGAGACUGUUUCUUUCUACAUUCAUGUUGGUCAUAUCCCUACUGAGCAUGAUCUUGCUAAAAACGAGCACUUGGACCCAAUAAAUGUUAAAAUUGCUGAGCUCAGAGAGGCACUAGAGUCUGUUACAGCUGAGCAAAAAUACCUUAGAGCCCGUGAUGCACGGCAUCGACAUACGAACGAGAGCACCCGGAAGCGCGUUAUAUUCUACACGGUGGGAGAGUACCUUCUUCUAGCUCUUGUUAGUGCACUGCAAGUUGUAUACAUCCGGCGGCUUUUCAGCAAGUCAGUGGCCUAUAACCGUGUUUGAAUCUCCUCCUCCUUUUCUUUUAGCUGAAGGGUUAGGUUUUACAGUUGUUUUCCCUUUGUGUAACAAUAUGAUGGCUGGUGAGUACUAUUUUCUUUCCUUCCAACAGAGAGUAAUUUAUAUUCAUAACUCUGAAAACCAAAAAAGAGGUUCCUAGAUUCCCAUUUCCUGAAAUUUUCUGUUCGAGAGAGUUCAUUUACACUUUGUGGGAAUUUACUACGAUCUUUGUAAGAGAUAAAGCUUGUUUGUUUUCUCAAUGGUUGGAGAAGAAUAGAACAUCUUGGGUCAUUCAAGGAGCAUGGAAUUCCUAUUA
Molecule: messenger RNA, 1117 nt
Organism: Prosopis cineraria
Lineage: Eukaryota; Viridiplantae; Streptophyta; Magnoliopsida; Fabales; Fabaceae
Product: transmembrane emp24 domain-containing protein p24beta3-like
Exons: 4
Coding region: 160-807 (215 amino acids)
Biological process (GO): endoplasmic reticulum to Golgi vesicle-mediated transport; Golgi organization; intracellular protein transport
Cellular component (GO): endoplasmic reticulum-Golgi intermediate compartment; endoplasmic reticulum; COPII-coated ER to Golgi transport vesicle
Source: RefSeq, a predicted model, not a curated record